AUGGAUGUAGAAUUAGUUACAAGAACAUCACUUAGUUCCCUCAAUAAAAUAGACGAUGGAAGAAUUGUGUCACCGAAUAGUCUUGACGAAUGGACUUGGUCUAGUCUUCGGAAACAAUUUAAGUACAAGAACCUUGACAAAUUAUACUCAAUUUAUCAACGACGAUUACAGAAUGGUUAUUUGUCACUUUUCGGUUUGGUGCAACUGGUGCUUGGAAUUGCACACUGUAGUGUUUUGGUAAUGACGGUCGAAAUAAAUGCGUCUUUACCAGACGUCAUGACGUGGAGCAUAAUGGGAGCUUUUCUCUGUCCAGUGAUAGCAUUGUCAUUCAGAUCUAAGCUUGUCGCUCGAGAAACUUAUAUUCCUGUAAUACUAUCCUGUGUUAUUGUUGUAAUACUUGUUCUCGGUGAUUUGGCUGUGCCGUUCUGGUACACAUUUUCUUACAGUGAAGACAUGCCUACAAUAAGACCUGCAUAUUCUACACAUGUUCUGUUGGCUUGUUACGUCUUUUUACCACUCACAGAAAAUCUUCAUGCUUUCAUUCUUGGAGUUACAGCGACUUUAUGUUAUUUAACAAGCCUAUCAUUAAUUACUUAUCGAAAUCAAAAAGAUUAUACAACGAAGAUCAUUGCCGAUACUAUUUAUUUUGCGUGUGUUAAUGGUCUUGGACUUUACUUCAGAUUUAUGAAUGAAAUUGUCAUUCGAAAAUCAUUUUUAGAUCGACGAAAAUGCGUUGAAUCUACUUUAAGAUUAAAUUAUGAAAAAGAUCAAGAAGAACAACUUACCAGAAGUAUUCUACCUCAACAUUUUGCAGCUAAAAUUAAAAAAGACUUUAGAGACAUUUUUAAAUUCAUUGAAGAACAUAAGAAACCACCACCUAAAGGUCGCCGACGCAAUGAUUUAUACGUAGAAACGCACAACAAUGUUAGCAUUUUAUAUGCUGAUGUAGUCAAUUUUUCUGGGUUAACAGUAACAUUACCUGUAAAAAAACUCGUUGAAACUUUAAACGAUCUCUUCGGCAGCUUUGACGAAGCUUCAGAACGCCACAAUGUGUUAAGAAUAAAGUUUUUAGGUGAUUGUUAUUAUUGUGUAAGUGGAGUCCCAACACCGAACGCUCAGCACGCAAAAAGUUGCGUCGAUCUUGGUCUAGAUAUGAUAAAAAUAAUAAAAGAUGUCCGUGGAAGAGUACGAAGAGAAAGCGGAGUUGAGAUUAAUAUGAGAAUAGGCGUUCACUCAGGAAAAAUAAUAUCAGGAAUUUUAGGAGCCAAUAAAUGGCAGUAUGAUGUUUGGUCUAAAGACGUAGUAAUAGCUAAUAAAAUGGAGCAAACUGGUCAGCCAGGAAAAGUACACAUAACACAACAGACAUUAAAUCUUCUUGACGUUAAACAGUACCAUUGUGUACCUGUGGAAAAUCUUAAUGACGAAACUCUUAACAAGUACAAUAUUAAGAGUUAUUUAAUUACUCCUGAUAUAUCAGAGCCGACAGUUCAACAGAAUUACAAACAAACCUUGUUGCAGAACAGCGAGAAAAUCUUCCCACUUUCAACACCCAGUACUCCACCGCCUAUAAGUAAACAUUACGUCCGAUGGUACAGCGGAAGACCAAGUACAAAUGUUGGAGCAUCACGAAGCUCACGAAGAUUAACUUCAACAAUGAACAAUCAUGCUGAUGUAUUUGCUGGAACAUUUAGACGGCGAACACAUUUCAUGGAUUCGUGUUUGAAAGAUUAUCAUCUGAUGUUGAAAGCUGCUGAUGCAGAGAUGGAAAAUGCAAUAAAACAAAUGCCUCUUAAUAAAUGGGAGCAGUGGUCUAAAUGGGAAUCAAUAAAUCCCAUCUUUCUUACAUUUUCACAUUUAAAUUGGGAGAUUCCAUUUCUUCGAGAACCAGAUCCUUUGUUUAAGUUUUUUGUAGGGUGUGCAGUGAUAGUAUUACUUUUUAUGGGAUUUAUGCUUCUUGUACCAGCAAUUAACUUCUCUGAGUGGCAUCGUAACACAACUCUUGGGUAUAUUUUUGUUCUCUUAUUUCUGAUUGCUCUUUUACCGUUUACAUGGACGCAUUUUAUAUGGAAUCGAUGUCAAGAUCCUCAUGAUGAACAAGAUGGACAUAUUCCACAGCCUAGAAAUAAAUUAAUCCAUUUCAUGUACCAAACAAGUAUUAAAGUUGUUUGGAGUGCAAUUCUUAGAACUGUUUUAUAUCUUGCUAUUACUAUAAUGCUUGCAACUUGUGCUAUGUUUGAUAUGUUGUUUGAGUGUGAAAAUGCUCAUCUAUCAAAAAAUAAUGUAACUUCCUUUGCUGUAAAUGACGAUACAGAUCUUAAAUGUAUUUCUUCACCAUGGCAUUUGUCCGAAACAUGUUCGUUGGCCAUUCUUACAAGCUUUCUUUUUCUUCGAGUACACUUUUUUUUGAAGCUUAUCAUAGGAUUUGGAAUUGUUGGUUUUUACACCUGGAAUAUUACUGAACAUCGUUCGUCCAUCUUCCAGACUGGGGAAUCGUGGCAUCCUCAUUUAGAACCAAGACUUGCACAUAUUCUAAAUGUUGCAUUUCUUACUUUUUCUCUUCAUCUUAUUGAUCGUCAGGCAGAGUAUCUAAGUCGAUUAGACUAUCAAUGGAAACGUCAAUUGACUCAAGAACAAGACGAGGCUUUUCAUACAAGAAAUGCUAAUAAAUUACUACUUCGUAACAUUUUACCCGAACAUGUUGCAGAUUUUUACUUAAAUAUGAACAGAUCUGAAGAAAAUGAAUUAUAUCACGAGUCACAUGAUUUAAUAGCCGUCAUGUUUGCUUCUUUAACUAAUUUAUCAAUCGAUGAAAGUAACAUUUUAAUAGACCUAAAUGAAAUAAUUUGUGAAUUUGAUAAAUUGUUAUUUGAGCCUGGAUUUAUAUGUCGUGUAGAGAAAAUUAAAAUCGCUGGUACAACAUACAUGGCAGCAUGUGGUUUAGAAGCACGAAGACGUGAUUCAAUAGAAAGUACUGGUGAUGACGAACAUGGUGAUAAUUAUGUAGUAAAGGUAAUGGCUGAAUUUGCAGUAAGGAUGAUAGAAGUAUUGGAUCGAUUGAAUUCUAAUACAUUUUGCAAAAGCUUAAAACCUUACAAAUUACGUAUUGGUAUAUCACACGGAGAAGUUACAGCAGGUGUUGUGGGAGCACAAAAACCACUUUAUGAUAUUUGGGGUGAUGCUGUCAAUAUGGCUUCGCGAAUGGAUACUACCGGUGUUCCUGGUAAAAUCCAAGUCACGACAGAAACUGCUAAUGUUCUAGAACAAAAUGGGAUAAAAUGUUACUUACGUGGUGAAACGUGGGUAAAACCUAAGGGAUUUGUAACUACUUAUUUUAUAGGUGUUGAUAAAAAUCGACGGCUCAUAAAUACUGAUAUUCUCGAGGAAACGAAUCUCUGA
Molecule: messenger RNA, 3396 nt
Organism: Cotesia congregata
Lineage: Eukaryota; Metazoa; Arthropoda; Insecta; Hymenoptera; Braconidae
Source: the annotation of a GenBank genome assembly